CCAAAAUUUCCUAAGUGGAAACUUGCACAAACUCCCUCUAACCCCAAAACCAUGUAUAAAUUUCCAUGCAAAUUACACCUCCAAGCACCAAAACCACACAUUCUACUCACAUAAACAUCUUUUCAAAAUCACCCGAGUGAGGUCGAAAAACGAAGGUCUCGACUCUCGAGCUAUUUUCACCACCCGAAAAUGAAGAAAGUACACGCACAAGACGAAGUUAGCGAGGUUAGUGAGGCCUCCGAGGAUAAUAGUGCACCCGAGAAAGCCCCUCCGAAUAAAGGGCUUUCGAAAAUCGAUUUUGCAAUGAGGAUAGUGGCCGCUAUUGCUACCUUGGGGAGCACCAUUGCCGUUGGUACAACCAACCGUACGCUCCCCUUUUUCGCGCAGUUUGUUCGUCUGCAGGCUCAGACGCGAGACCUCCCUGCAUUCACGUUCUUUUUGGUCUCGAACGGCUUAGCAACUGCAUACCUUGUUCUUUCGCUCGCGUUGUCCGUAUUCCAUAUGUUGAAGAGCGGCGCGAAGCUCACAAGGGCCGUGCUCGUCAUACUCGACAUGAUAAUACUAUCUCUUUUGACUGCCGGUGCUUCUGCUGCUGCUGCAAUCGUGCACGUGGCCCACAAGGGCAAUGCAGAGGCCAAUUGGAUCGCAAUUUGCGAGAAAUACAACACGUUUUGUGAGCGAGUCUCGGGCUCACUAGUCGGGUCCUUCAUAGGAGUUCUUAUUCUUAUGAUGUUGAUAAUCUUGUCGGCUCUUGCUCUGUCUCGAUCAUAAUCUCUCAAUGGCACGAGCGCUUACUAUUUUGUUCGUCUUCAAUGGCGCGUGUGUUUGGUUCGUUGUCAACUUAAUUUUUCGUAUCGAUUUGAAUUCAUAAGGCUACCAUUUUUUUUGAACAAAGUAAUAUGUUACAUGAUUGUACUUUUACCUCAAAAGGAAAGAUUUCUUCAUGUGAUUGUAACUUUUGUAUUGUGUGUUCACCACCAUAUAUAUAAUAAUAUGAAG
This is a messenger RNA of Striga asiatica, 999 nucleotides long. The record is from the annotation of a GenBank genome assembly. NCBI's taxonomy places the organism in Eukaryota, Viridiplantae, Streptophyta, Magnoliopsida, Lamiales, Orobanchaceae.